Messenger RNA from Otolemur garnettii (small-eared galago), 1112 nucleotides. It is a transcript of the gene TMEM39B, whose product is annotated as transmembrane protein 39B. Gene Ontology annotation, cellular component: membrane. Lineage: Eukaryota; Metazoa; Chordata; Mammalia; Primates; Galagidae. The record is from RefSeq and is a predicted model, not a curated record. The transcript has 4 exons. The coding region runs from base 33 to 914 and encodes 293 amino acids.
CCCUCACCAUCCUCUUCCCCAGCAGGUUUGGGAUGUACAUUCCGUUCCUGCAGCUGAACUGUGAUCUCCGCAAGACAAGCCUGUUCAGCCACAUGGCCACCGUGGGGCCCCGAGAGGCAGUCAGCGGCCUGGCAAAGAGCCGGGAUUACCUAUUGACGCUGCGGGAGACAUGGAAGCAGCACACAAAACAGCUGUAUGGCCCGGACGCUAUGCCCACCCAUGCCUGCUGCCUGUCACCCAGCCUCAUCCGCAGCGAGGUAGAGUUCCUCAAGAUGGAUUUCAACUGGCGCAUGAAGGAAGUGCUGGUCAGCUCCAUGCUGAGUGCCUAUUAUGUGGCCUUUGUGCCUGUCUGGUUUGUGAAGAACACACAUUACUACGACAAGCGUUGGUCCUGUGAACUCUUCCUUCUGGUAUCCAUCAGCACCUCAGUGAUCCUCAUGCAGCACCUGCUGCCUGCCAGCUACUGCGACCUCCUUCACAAGGCUGCCGCCCACCUGGGCUGCUGGCAGAAGGUGGACCCAGCGCUGUGCUCCAACGUGCUCCAGCACCCGUGGACUGAAGAAUGCAUGUGGCCGCAGGGCGUGCUGGUGAAGCACAGCAAGAACGUCUACAAAGCAGUGGGCCACUACAAUGUGGCUAUCCCCUCUGACGUCUCCCACUUCCGGUUCCACUUCUUUUUCAGCAAACCCCUGCGGAUCCUCAACAUCCUCCUGCUGUUGGAGGGCGCUGUCAUUGUCUACCAGCUGUACUCCUUAAUGUCCUCUGAAAAGUGGCACCAAACCAUCUCACUGGCCCUCAUCCUCUUCAGCAACUACUAUGCCUUCUUCAAACUGCUUCGGGACCGCCUGGUAUUGGGCAAGGCCUAUUCGUACUCGGCCAGCCCUCAGAGAGACCUGGACCACCGGUUCUCCUGAGCCCCAGGGUGACCUCAGGGACAGCAUCCAGGCUUUGGCCAGGGGCUCCCUGACAAGGGGCUAUUGGGGAGGGGUGGGGGGACAAAGAAAAAAAAAGACAAAAAAAUUCACCAGAGCUUUGUAUUUUUGUUACGUACUGUUUCUUUGAUAAUUGAUGUGAUAAUGAGGAAAAAUGUCCUAUUUUUAUACUCCCAACAA